Physcomitrium patens is the source of this 1860-nucleotide messenger RNA. RefSeq lists its product as uncharacterized. The record is from RefSeq and is a predicted model, not a curated record. NCBI's taxonomy places the organism in Eukaryota, Viridiplantae, Streptophyta, Bryopsida, Funariales, Funariaceae.
UCAGGAUUCAGCAACAACGAGUUGCUCAUCCUCGGGGUAAUGCAGGACAUCAGCAUCGAUGGCAGAGGAGUCUGAAUGGCGGGGGUCGGGGUUGUCGGCGUUGUCGGCAGAGGUUUAGUCCGUGGGUCUAUGUAGCUAACCUUCAGAUCCAUCUGCAUGAGUCACUGCAAUCCUAGAAUAUCCUUGUUAACGCAAUUGGAUAACGAUUUGUGGGUGUUGUUGAUGGCGCAGUGAGGGACCCAUAUUCAGGGGUGUGUGGGAGUAAAGCCCUAAUGCUGUGGAGAGGGAGAGUAGAAAUAGGAAAACGUUUGUAAUAGUGAAUCACACUCCGAGACCCCGACUGUGUUGAUAACCUGGCGCGGUCUUCAGUCGAAUCGUGACAGGAUAGUGCAAGCAGGUUUGCUGCCGACGUGUGUCUCCUUUGUUUGAUGUUCUUCGGCCUCGCUGAACCGACAGGGAUGAUCACAACCUCUCUGCUGGAGCAUUCGGAGUUUCUGGCUGCAGUCUAUGACCAAGCAGGCAGCAGGGGAAUGAAUUCGUUAGUGCAAAUGCAUACAAAACGAAGAUUCCCAACUGUCAGUCCCCCGUUCACAACACGGCUCAUGUCACCUCUCCCUCCAUCUCGGUCCCAAGUGGAGAAUUCAGUCAUACUGUUUUGAUGUUGAUUGUAGAUUAGUAUACUUCUCUCAAAUGAGUCCGUCUUUGUGAGUUGGUUAUUUGUAGCUGUAUUGCGAACCUUGGAUGGUGAGUUGGGGUAAUUCGCAAGGGGCUCAAGGCGCGUUUACUUAAGGGUUUAGGGUUCGAUAAACCAUGGCAGGAGGAUGGAGUGCCAUGGACCCAUUGGCAGCUUUGUCAUCGGGAGAGUCUUCUUCGGAUGAAGACGGCCCCGAUGAGAAGGAGGAGCAGUGCGGCGGUAAAAAAGACGAUAUAGUAGAGGGCGAAAAUUCGGACAAGAGCAAGAAGAAAGCGGGGAGGUUGGACUAUGAGGCAUUGAGCCGCCAUGGCUACACGGGAGGUCUUUCGAUCAUGAAUGUCCCGGCACCCACACAAGAUGCUGGAGAUCAAGACUGGUCAUGGUCGUCUGGGAAGCGUAAAGGGACAGGCGACGCGGAGGAGCAGGAGUCCAUAGAGCUUCGUGAGCGUAUCCGCGAGACUAUCUCCGAAGAUGCCGAAGCUGCUGCUGCGAGAGCAGUUGCGGCCUACAACUUCACGAAGAAGCAGAAGCGGGAUGCAAUUGCAGAGCAGAAGGCGGUGACAUUCGCGCAGAAGGAGAAGCGGAAGCGGGAGAUGGGUCAGGCAAGCCGUGGCAAGAACUAUGUGGAGGAGGAGAAGAGGUUGCUUCGCGAUUCUGGAGUGUAUUCCGGAUUUGAUAGUUAGUCAAUUAUCCUGUCACAGUUGCAAAUUUUUAGUGUGGCUGAAUUGUAACCAGGCGAUGCGAGCACUUCCUCUGCUCCUGGUUUCUUAUGUACUCUGUUCCAGUUGAGACCUGAUUUUGUACUAGGGUGUCUCUACCGACUGCAUCUUGCAUCUCCAAUGCGUGCUCGUGAUUACUGGCCAUAUGUAACAUUCAGUGCCCUCGUAAGUUACAGUACGAAUCGCGUACAGAUCUUGACUUGGGUGGAUUUUGUGAGAGGAGACGAUGAGAUGAGAUUCAUUCCUAUGAAGGAUUGGAACUGCUGUGACGAAGGGGUGGGGGUUGAUAACGGGCAGUGUUGAGUAAGUUUUAGGGUUGUUCGCUUGCUUUGAUAGUGGACACAAAAGGAGUGCUUAGACAUAAUGUACUUUGGUGGUGAAGGUGAAGAAUAAAUCACGGCCACCUGAUAUCUAAGGUAUUAUAUCAGAAUCUUCUUCUUUGGUCGA